UUAGCUGCACUUAAAACAAGUUAGUUAAAUUAUUUAGUCAGAAUUAGUCGGUACGUUCAGUAGCACGCGCUUUUAUUUUACCAAACGCGAUAUAACGUGGAAUAAAAUAAAUUCCAGUUUACGGGUUUGACUGUCUAUACCUAAGCGAACUCUGCACGAAACUGUUAAGAAGACGGCUAAAUUUGCUAAACACAUCAAGUCGUUGUUCUAGUUCGUGAUAAGUGAUACUAAAAUCGGACAUGAAUUAAGGACGACGUUGGAAACAGGUCACCAAUACCAAAUAAAUCACCGUCCUACUAAUCACCUCAACAAAAUAGAAGAACAAAAAUGUUUCGAGAUCUUGCAAUCCUCGCAGUAUUAGCGAUAACACCAACGAUCUCGUGGCCCGCGAACAAAGAGUUUCUGCUGCAGCAAAAAACAGUUUACGAAUUGCUACGGCACGUAGAUCAGCCGAAAAUUAGCAGCGAUGGUUCAUACUAUGAUUUGGGAGUGUCUUAUGACAUUGAGAAGAACAUCAAGUACUACAACGACGAGAAAUGCGUAAGAAAGUUCCUAGAUCGUUAUGAGAAAGGGAUGCAGCCGCGGGGUAAGAUCUUCUCACCCUUUUACCCCAAGCUACUCGACGAGGCAAAGGACCUCUUCGGGAUCUUCUAUCAUGCGCGGGACUUCGAAACGCUCAACAAGACCGCGGCUUGGGCACGAAUCUACAUGAACGAGGGAAUGUUCGUCUACGCCUUUAGCAUCGCGGUUGUUCAUCAUAGGACGACACAGUUCAUCAGCAUUCCGGCCGUGCACGAGAUCCAGCCACAUCUAUUCUUCAGUAAAAUGGUUAUUCGAAAGGCACAGCAGGCCAUGCGGGAAGAACACACCAGAAGCACUUAUAUGUCCGCCAAGGGUUACCUAGUGGUUCCAGCGUCCUACGGCAACUGGCAAAACACCAAGACUGACGGUUAUAACGAAGACGAGCAGCGCCUCAAUUACUUCAUGAAUGAUGUGUCACUCGCCGAAGCGAUGCACUACGCUCAUCUGCUGAGACCAUCCUGGUUGUGUCGUGUCGAGUUCAGCGACAAUGUUUUCGCAGCAUGGCCACCACGAGGUGAGAUUUUUCUAUGGUGGCACAUGCACACUUUGGCACUUUACAAGAUGGAACGUUAUUCCAACGGCCUCGGGGCGAUAAAAGAAUUUGAUUGGAACUACCCGCUUCCCUACGGACAUGAUUCCAACGCCAGCUAUCCCAAUGGAUGUCAGUUUCCCAGUCGCAAAAAGGGAUCGCGCAUUCCACACCACCUUUUCCCACUACUGAAGAAAGUUCGCGACCUCGAGUCACGGUUAUCGUCAACACUGGACACAGGGAUGAUCAUGGAUAUCCACGGUGAACCGGAUGGCAUUUAUAAACAAGAGUUCGUGGAAAUUCUGGGUAAUAUUCUUGAGGGAAACGCAGACUCGAUUAACCGUGAAUUCUACGGCAACUACGAUGCAUUGGCAAGACAAGUUCUGGGCUGUGCUCCUCGCCCCAAAACUAAGUACACACCAUGUCCGAGCACCCUGGAACACUAUGCUACCGGACAGAGGGAUCCGAUGUACUGGUCACUAACCCAGAGAAUAAUCAACGCCUAUCACGAUUUUGCCUCACAUUUGUGUCCCUACACUCUCAAAGACCUGGCAUACGAAGGUGUGACGAUAGAGUCAGUUGAGGUGGAAGACAUUUUCACGUACUUCGAAGACGUGGAUUACCUCGUCUCGACGGGUCUCGAAGUACAAAAUGGGCAGAACGAGCCGGUGGUUAAGGUUAGCCAAUGCCGACUGAACCACUUGCCCUACCGCUAUAACAUCACGGUGAAAAGUGCGACCACGACGACGGUUUGGGUCCGGGUGUUCCUGGGCCCGAAAGAAAACUCGAACCAAAACGAGCUGGGCAUAUCGGAGAACUACAAGGACUUCCUUCUCCUGAACGUGUUUGCGGUAGAACUUGAGAAUGGAACGGUCACUAUCCAGAGGAAUAGCGCGCAGGAUUACACAGUGGCGCCGGACAAUAUCAGCGGUGAUUUGUUCUACGAGAAGGUUGUUCAGUCCCUGAAUAAUGGCGACGAUAUCUUUGAAAUUCCGCAUAAUCUCUACGCCCUAAAGUAUCGCACCGCCAUUCCUAAGGGCUGGAUCGAUGGAUUACCACUUCAACUUUUCGUCUACAUAGGUUCACCGAUGGCCGAGUUUAUCUACACUAGUUUACCUUUAAGAAAAUCGAUUAUAUUUCCCCUGGACAGACCUCCGAACCUUGAUCCAUCCAGUUUGGAGAACGCUUACCUUAAGGAAGUCAGAAUCUACCACACGGAAUAUUCAAAAAUCAAGCAAAAGACUCGCGAAGCGAAAUGAAUCACCUCAACCGGUAAAGUAAUCAACGAAUGUGUUUUUGUUAUCAUUGCAUUGUAUUACUCACGCUUUGUAUUAUUCUUUACGUCAGUUGUCACGUUAUACGUUCGACUGCACAGCUGUUAUGACAAAUGAGAAACGACGCUUAGUUGCUUAUGAACUUGAAAGAUCCUGAAAUUAUUAAAGAAG
This is a messenger RNA of Diprion similis, 2556 nucleotides long. RefSeq names its product arylphorin subunit beta-like. Bases 328 to 2370 code for a protein of 680 amino acids. The transcript is spliced from 7 exons. NCBI's taxonomy places the organism in Eukaryota, Metazoa, Arthropoda, Insecta, Hymenoptera, Diprionidae. The record is from RefSeq and is a predicted model, not a curated record.